CGGUGUUUGGGGACUUGGGCGCUGCUGCCGUUCCUGGGCGUGGAAGUGUGCGUGGCUUGAGCGCGGCGGCUGAUUCCUCUGUCCGCCCGGACCCGGCGUUCCUCAGAGGUUCGCUUUCCAAUCCCACUGCCUAUUGGGCCCGCCAUGAGGCGCCUGGGCUCGGUGCAGCGGAAAAUGCCGUGUGUGUUUGUGACGGAAGUGAAAGAGGAGCCUUCCACCAAACGGGAGCAUCAGCCAUUUAAAGUUUUGGCAACUGAAACUAUAAGUCACAAGGCAUUAGAUGCAGAUAUACACAGUGCAAUUCCAACAGAAAAAGUGGAUGGAACGUGUUGUUAUGUUACUACCUACAAAGGUCGGCCAUAUCUUUGGGCUCGACUAGAUAGAAAACCUAACAAAGUAGCUGAGAAAAGAUUUAAAAAUUUUCUACGUUCAAAACAAAACUCAAAAGAAUUUUUUUGGAAUGUUGAAGAGGACUUCAGACCUGUUCCAGAGUGCUGGAUACCAGCGAAGGAAAUAGAACAAUUAAACGGAAAUCCGAUGCCUGAUGAAAAUGGACACAUUCCUGGUUGGGUACCAGUGGAGAAAAACAACAAACAGUACUGCUGGCAUUCCUCUGUAGUUAACUAUGAAUUUGAACUUGCCCUGGUACUGAAGCAUCAUCCUGAUGAUCCUGGUCUUUUGGAAAUCAGUGCAGUGCCACUGUCGGAUCUCUUAGAACAAACACUGGAGCUAAUAGGAACAAAUAUUAAUGGAAACCCAUAUGGGUUAGGAAGCAAGAAGCAUCCAUUACAUCUUCUUAUACCACAUGGAGCAUUUCAAAUAAGAAAUCUACCUACCUUGAAGCACAGUGAUUUGUUGUCCUGGUUUGAAAGCUGCAGAGAGGGUAAAAUCGAAGGAAUAGUGUGGCACUGCAAUGAUGGCUGUUUAAUCAAGGUCCAUCGCCAUCAUCUUGGCUUAUGCUGGCCAACUCCAGAUACUUAUAUGAAUUCAAAACCAGUAAUUAUCAACAUGAACCCAUACAAAUAUGACUAUGCUUUUGAUACUAAGUGUUUGUUUAAUCAUUUUUCAAAAAUAGAUAAUCAGAAAUUUGGUAGGCUCAAAGAUAUAAUACUCGAUGUGUAAACUGGGAAAUGCAAUUAAAAACCACCUUCAUUAUUAUAUUUGAAUCUUGAAUAUUCUGCCAUGUUUAAAAAGUUCCUAUUGUUCAGUGUCUGAUGUAGCAAUAUAUGCCUUCUAACAGUUGAAGAAAUGAAUUU
This is a messenger RNA of Rhinolophus ferrumequinum (greater horseshoe bat), 1256 nucleotides long. RefSeq names its product chromosome 10 C12orf29 homolog (gene RLIG1). The record is from RefSeq and is a predicted model, not a curated record. Gene Ontology annotation, molecular function: RNA ligase (ATP) activity. The transcript has 7 exons. Bases 145 to 1122 code for a protein of 325 amino acids. Gene Ontology annotation, biological process: response to reactive oxygen species. Lineage: Eukaryota; Metazoa; Chordata; Mammalia; Chiroptera; Rhinolophidae.